Papaver somniferum (opium poppy) is the source of this 1170-nucleotide messenger RNA. Its product is annotated as transmembrane protein 147-like. Bases 85 to 771 code for a protein of 228 amino acids. The transcript has 7 exons. The record is from RefSeq and is a predicted model, not a curated record. NCBI's taxonomy places the organism in Eukaryota, Viridiplantae, Streptophyta, Magnoliopsida, Ranunculales, Papaveraceae.
CUACUCUCGAGCCUGGUUAAGAAUUAGAGAUCGAACUUGCUCGUUAAGAGAGAAGAAGAAGAAGAAGAAGGGAAAAAAGAGAAGAUGACGGUAUUUCAUUUCUUCAAUUGUGCAGUACUUACAUUUGGUCCUCACGCUGUUUACUACUCAGCAACACCAUUAUCGGAAUAUGAUACACUUGGUACUUCUGUCAAAGCUGCUGUUGUUUAUCUCGGUACUGCUUUAAUAAAGCUUGUUUGUCUCGCGACGUUUCUAAAAGUACCUGAAAAUGAUAUGUUCGACCCAUAUCAGGAACUAUUGAAAGCUUUAAUCGGGUUGGUAGAUUUCGCUGGGAUAUAUUUUGCAUUGACGCAGUUGACUCAUAGAAAUAUCUCUCAGCACCAUAAGUUCCAAGCUGUUGGACUUGGAUGGGCUUUUGCUGAUUCUGUCCUACACAGACUCGCACCUCUUUGGGUUGGUGCUAGAGGAUUGGAGUUCACGUGGGAAUACGUUCUGCAAGGUCUUGAAUCAAAUGCAAAUUUGGUGUUGACUGUAUCACUUGCUGCAAUGGGAUCUUUGAUUUGGCUCAGAAAGAAUAAGCCAAGGACUCUUAUUCCCAUCAUUUACUUGUGUGCAUUUAUCCUUGCAACAAUGCCAACUACCAUAAGUUAUCUAAAGCGGGGUCUGGGGUGGCAACUACCAAACGUGGUUAGCUUUGAACUAUUCACAUCGUUGGUGAUGGCUUUUAUCAGUUGGCAACUCUUUUCCGCCUGUCAGAGACCUUCAGUCUGAGAGGUUAAGAUUGCUGUGGUAAUUUUUGUUUGUUGAAAGCUGUUGAAAUGGUCAACUAUUUCUUGAAAAAGAUCUCUUCCACUUCAGUCUUGCUACAAAAGCUGAUACUCUGCGUGAUUAAUCUUGACAAAUAUUUGUAGAGUUAAAGAAUUCUGGGUUAAGUCUGUCAGCGACAAGAUCAAAUGUUGUCAAAUUUGGAUAUGUAGUUUCUGCUUCUUUUAGAUUUUAUGGAAGAGAUUAAAGUAGGAUUAAUGAAAGUUAUUGAUAAUUUUUUAACUUGCCUAGAAUUUCGAUGCGGCAAUAUGUGUAGGGUGUUAGUCGAUUUUUUCGACAAUGUAACUGAAUGUUGUCUGGUUAACACUUAAAUGAAUUUAGUGCUCAAUUUCCAGUGCUUCUACA